AUGCAAAUUGAGAGUCAGCAGCUGUUAAGUUUAUUGUCAGGCUUGUUUUAUUGGACUCUGUUUAGUACUCUGGAGCAGACAGUGAAGUGCAGACUAUGAGCUAGCUGAUAGUUUCAUUGUGGCCAUUGGUCUACCAACCCAGAUCAUACAUACAAAACACUUCGUGAAGCGUCACUCAUCGUUUAAUAUCGCACGCCUGCGGAAUACACUAAGAAGUCGAUCUGUCAACUUCAUUCAUAAAUGUAGCAGGUUUGUAUUCGAAUGCGCUUCGAGAGCUAGGAGGGAAUUUCAGGUACAAUAGAUCUACUUUAUGAUUUUGGUUACGUACGUAGGUGUCGAUGGUUCCGAAAUACACGGAAUAGACUAUUGGAAGGUUUGUUUCUUCAGUCAAAUGAUGUUCCUCCGACAACAUGAUGCAACUUAUUAUUAAUUUAUUUACAGUACUCUUAGCUGGUGUUACUUCAACGUCUGCAGAAAACAUCAUAGAUGCAAGUAAGUCAAUACUUUAUUACCCCAAGUAUUCUGCCAACAUUUCCGCUUGGUUGCUCCGUAUAUUGCACAAGUUGUUUCCAUGCUGGUUGUUCUUUGACGUACGUCUAAAUGCAUCGCAUACUGGUUUGGUUGAAGUGAUGCUUGAUGGUAACUGGAGUUAUGUAUGUGGGGAUGCCUGGACUUGUCUUGAAGCUGUGGCCGUCUGUACAAGUCUUGAUUUUGGCGUAACCGAGUUAGCGUAUACCGAUUAUAUUCCACGCUCAAAUAUAUCAGUUAAUGCUACAGUAAAAUGUCCAUCCCCGGAUCAUUGCAUUGUAACGCCUUUAAACGCAUCGACCACGUGUAGUCAUUUAGCGGGAGUUGUAUGCAGUUAUUCUACUACAGAUUGCAAACUUUAUCAAACAAAUAAGGAGUAUAGGUAUCGAUAUAAUCUACCACGUUUACCUAAAUGUGCCACUCGUUUUGAGUUCUCCGUCAAAGCAUCAAAUGACGUACACAUCGCACUGUCGGCAGAAAAUGAAAAUCUCACCCCAAUGUACGAAAUCGUCAUAGGAGGAUGGAACAACAAGAAGUCGGUCAUUAGACGAUGCCAACAAUGUGAAAACCGUACUUUGUAUGAAAAAAGUCUCGGCUUUCUGAACCAAAAUAGGUAUAACCAAUUCUGGAUCCGGUUCGUUAAUGGUGAAAUUGCGGUGGGAUAUAUCGGAGACCGCGCUUUUAUGACGUAUAAGGAUCCUAACCCACUUGAUAUCAACUACGUGGGUUAUAGCACAGGUUGGGGAAGUACUGGAAACUUUGAAUUCUGUGGCAUAGGUGGUGGUAAUUCAAUGUUUACUGAAGAUAUCAUAGGUGAACUACGUUUGGUUGAAUCAAAUGCUACUGGUUUGGUUGAAGUGCAGUAUGAUGGUAAUUGGAGUUAUAUAUGUGGGGACGCCUGGACUUAUCUUGAAGCUGUGGCCGUCUGUAGAGAUCUCGGAUUUUUUGCGGCUGAGCAGGAAUAUGUAGAAGAUAUUACCGGGGAUAUUACGCAGUCUGAUAUGCCAGAAAUAUAUAUAUCAGAAAUUGCUAAAUUAGAGUGUGAAGGAAGCGAUAAUUUUCUUCAGCAUUGCAAUAUAACGCCUCCAAACGUAUCAAUCACGUGUCAGCAUAUUGCGGGAGUUGUAUGCAGUAAUCCUACGACAGAUCUACGAUUGGAAGGUGGCAAUGGGCCUCACGAAGGACGUGUCGAAGUUCUUAUUAAUGGAACGUGGGGAACAAUAUGUAAAGAUAACUGGGGGUUCCCGGACGGUUGGGUUGUAUGUCGCCAAUUUAGAUACUUGUACUUGGAUGCUUAUCAUGAUAGAUUCGGCGAAGGACGUGGACCAAUGCUGUUGACCAACAUGAGGUGUAACAGACAUAAUUACCGAUUGCUUGAAUGUAGUCAUACCAAAUUAACAUUUGAAAACUGCAGUGCGGGCACUAUUGCCACCGUUGUUUGUUCAAACGAACCCAUAGGUGGUUUUCGUCUGAACCAAAAUGGUUCAGUAAAUAACAUCUCAGGCAUUGUUGAGAUAGAAUACAAAGGAAUCUGGGGCGUAGUUGGAACUGCAGAUAAUUGGAAUAAUUGGAACGAAUUCGGUGGAGAAAUGGUUUGCAAAGAGCUUGGUCAUCCGUAUUCAAAUCACUCAAGUAUAAACUUAGAUUUGAAAUUAUAUAAGGUGAUGUGGCUGAAAUGGUUACGCUGUUACGAUUGGUCGGAUUCAUUUAGGACGUGUUAUACCUCUGGAAUGAAGAACUUCACAUCGUGCUACAAUAAUCCUCACAAAGCUUGCACAGUCGCAUACGUUGAGUGCGGAGUUUCAGUACACCCGAUAUCGACAACCACAACGGCUUCUAAAACCACGCUCGAGUCUUCAACCUCUAAAGAAGCUUACGUUCUUUUAGAAACAUCUACUGGUAGAAAUGUUAGUUCAUCUGUUGCUGGCAUUACUUCAAGUGAGAAUACAUCAACAGAGAAGUAUAUUUCAGUAUCGGAGCGUGACACGCCGGAAUAUUGUAAUAUUCCUCUUCUGUUGCGUUUCAAUUUAUAUUAUUCAUUGCAUUAUUCUGCUUGCUGUGUCUGGGGUUUUUCCCAUAUAUGCUGGUGCCACCCCUUGUUUGCAGGUUUGAGUUUCAUACCGCUGGCUAUAGUGACCAGGCCUAUACGAUAUACUUGCAGACCUAACCCCGAGAUUAGUGGAGAUAAGUUUAAGUUAGAAAUUAACUUACCAGGUACGAAAGCCAGAAAUGAAACUACAGACUAUAGUAAAGCUUUUGACCUCAUCGACCAUACUAUCAUUGUACAAAUAAGAAUAGAGACCAUUCCAUGGGUGUGUGAUUUCCUCACAAAUAGGGGCCAAAGGAUAACUCUUAAAGGAUGCUCUCUGAAUGGAAACCAAUUUCAUGUGGUGUUCCACAAGAGUGUCUGCAGACUUCAACAAAACAUUGUCAACAUGGAAAGAAAAAUUUUUCAAGAAAUUCUAGAAGAUUCUUUCGUAGCAACAACUGAUGAGUAUGUUGGCAUGGCAUUAAAAGUGAGUUCAGACAACAAAAGCAAGCAUUAUUUCUUACAUACUGAAGAUGGAGUUGUCACAUUCCAGCUAACUGAUUUACCUGUAGGCAAUGACGAGAUGACAGUAAUAGUUGCAAUGUUUGUAAUGUCUUUCAAUUUCACUGAAGAUAUAUCGAAUAUCAAGGAGUCGUUGAAAGAAAGAGACGAUAUUAACAACAGGGUGAAUACCUCUUACAGAUUCAUAAGUAAUGGUCUGUUUUCAUUGUCAGUGUUCAAUAUGUCCGGAGACAAUUUAAAUGUAGACAUUAGCGUUACGUUUGUACUUCCGACGCAUAAGGUUACAACAAUGUCAAACACUAAGAAAGAAAUUAUUUGUGUCUACCUUGCAGACGACGGAUUAUGGUCAGAUACUGGUUGCGUGUCACGUGGUAAUGAUACUUGCUACUGUAGUCACACCACUAGUUAUGCCAUUCUGAUGAAAACUACGUCAGGAAAGGGUGAAGACGUGGCGUUAUCAUGGAUAUCUAGAACAAGUAUUGGAAUUUCUUUGAUAGGACUUCUCGCAACUUUCAUAACAUACAGUUGCUUCAAAAAAUUCAGAAAAUCAACACGAGGUAUAAUACAUUGUAACUUUACUGCCAGCAUUAUGCUACUCCAAACUGUGUUUAUUUUCGGAAUCAACAAGACGGAAAAUGAGUAUGUGUGUAUGGCAGUGACUAUCGGUCUACAUACAGCCGCUUUGUCAACAUUUACAUGGAUGCUUGGCGAAGCAGUUUUCAUCGCUUUCAAAGUGUUGAGGACGACGCCGAGUACAUAUAACAAUAUCAAGUAUUAUCUGCUAGUUUGCUACAGCGUACCUGUUGUAAUCGUUGGUUUGACCUUAACUAUACGAACUUUGGAAUACAGAGAUCCGGAUAUCUGCUGGUUAAAUAGUAAGUAUGGACUCCGUUGGGCAUUCGUGUUUCCGGCCAUUGUCAUACUUCUGAUAAAUUGUGUUAUUCUUGGCAUGGUGGUAAAAUGCAUCUACAUCAGGUCAGAGUUCAACAACUCGUCUAUUCAUGAUUCAAGUAUGAAGAAAUCAUUAAAGGGUGCCUUGAUACUAAUUCCACUGUUUGGAAUUUCAUGGCUCAUUGGUCCAUUUUUCUCAGUUUCAUUCCUUAUGGAGUACCUGUUUUGUAUAAUAAAUGGAUUACAGGGAUUUUUCAUAUUCCUGAUCUACGUGGUUUUUGAUAAAGAGGCCAGCUUAAUGUGGAAAAAUGGAAUAAAAACGCCUAAUUCUAUCAGCAACGCAACAGAGGCACAAACAGCAUCUGGUUUGGUACAAACCAGCCAUAUCUGAGGACUGAAGUGAUGCUAAUAGCAGCUGGCAAGUUACCAACGCGACGACAUACGUUAUUGAUGAAAAAAUUACCACACUGAACACAUCAGAAUAGCGUGAGUGUGUUCACAUGGACACAAGUGCGAUGCUUUGUCGCGCGUGUUUUGAGAAAAAAAAACCAUACAAAUCUUUUCAUGUAGUAAGACCUAUAUCUACUAUUAUUACUAUGUAUACUUGCAGUCUCAAGAAGUAUUAUCCUUCUGCUUAGCAUAAUGGAAAAUUAUUAUGGGCUACACGAAAACAAAAUAGUUGCAAUUACAAUCUAUUGCAAGGUUCAACUUAAACAUAUCUGAUACAGAGAAUUACGCUAUAUUUAAACAGAAUGGAACUUUGUAUGUAUUUGUUUGGAUAUUCCAAUAAGCAUAUUUAAAACAAGAAUAUGUGUAAAUAAAGAUUUACAAUACACGGUCACGUGACAAAAUUAAUUUAUGUUUAUGAAACUGUUUAUUAAAACAUAAACAUUUUUUUACCCUAAUAUAUGACUAAUCAAACCAAGAAAGCGCUGGAUUGAUUGUGUCCGAGACGAUAGUAGAAUGGUUGAUCUGAGAAGAGUUGGUGACAGGGGAGAAUGGAAAGUAGUGUCAACACGACCUGACCCCCCCCCCCCC
This is a messenger RNA of Anneissia japonica, 5008 nucleotides long. RefSeq lists its product as uncharacterized. The record is from RefSeq and is a predicted model, not a curated record. Lineage: Eukaryota; Metazoa; Echinodermata; Crinoidea; Comatulida; Comatulidae. Gene Ontology annotation, biological process: adenylate cyclase-activating G protein-coupled receptor signaling pathway; cell surface receptor signaling pathway. Gene Ontology annotation, molecular function: G protein-coupled receptor activity. Gene Ontology annotation, cellular component: membrane. The transcript has 28 exons. Bases 411 to 4361 code for a protein of 1316 amino acids.